Molecule: messenger RNA, 1195 nt
Organism: Uloborus diversus
Lineage: Eukaryota; Metazoa; Arthropoda; Arachnida; Araneae; Uloboridae
Product: dopamine D2-like receptor
Exons: 6
Coding region: 34-1167 (377 amino acids)
Biological process (GO): G protein-coupled receptor signaling pathway
Cellular component (GO): membrane
Molecular function (GO): G protein-coupled receptor activity
Source: RefSeq, a predicted model, not a curated record
UAAAAGGCUGGUUCUUGAGUUUCGCCUGCUGAAAUGGAGCGGUUCGAAUACUCUUUGCCGCCUCCAUUUUCGGCGAAAAUGAAUUCUUCAGAAUUCAACAGCACCUAUGGAAACCAAACGCGGCAUAUAAUUCCAUCUUCGAAGCAAUUCAUCUUGAUUGAUGAUACCUAUUUGUUCUAUGGUUAUCCGGUAGUCGUUCCUAUGUCUAUCAUCAUCAUCCUCAUCAUCAUACUCGCUAUCGGUGGCAACAUCAUGGUCAUCAUCACAAUUCUUCGCCAUAGAGGAAUGCGAACUAGGACUAACAUGUUCAUCGUGAACUUGGCUGUAGCAGACAUACUGGUUGCGGCAAUGGACAUGCCAGUGUCUUUAAUAACUAUCCUGAAAGGACGUUGGGUGUUUGGAUACCCUCUGUGUCAACUAAAUGGGUUCACAAUGGCCCUGUUCCUCAUAUGCUCCAUACAUACGCUCAUGUACAUUUCUGUGCAUAAAUAUAUUUCAAUUACAAGGCCAUUUUCUAGAGCCAUGACUCCAAAGCGGAUAAAAAUUAUGAUAGCGGCUUCAUGGAUGUGGGCCAUGUUUUGUGCCAUAGGACCCUUGAUUGGGUGGAACAAAAACGAAUACAAAAUGGGGGCUAGUCAAUGUGGGCCAGCCAUUCCAAUGGGCCUCAAGGAGAAGUCCCAUUCUGCGCUGAUAACCAUCAGCAACUACCUAAUUCCCCUGGCCAUCAUGAUCUUCUGCUAUUCCCGGAUUUUUCGCGAAAUCCACGUGCACAUGAAACGGAUACGCAAGACGUCCAACAUCGACCUGGAGAACUCAGUGGCCCAGCAGAAGAAGGUGGCCAUCACGCUAUUCUGGGUCCUGGCGUGCUUUCUGCUCUGCUGGACACCUUUUGUGCUUUAUUCGAACGCGGCUGUUUUCAUCAAAGACAAGAGUAAAUUGCCCCCUAUACUCAAUCCUCUGGCGUACUGGUGUGGGUAUCUUAACUCUGCUUGCAACCCUAUCAUCUACGCCUUUAGAAGUCCAUCUUUCAGAAAAGGAUACAAGGAAAUCAUGUGUGGAACUCCAGAGCAUAAUCUCAGUACAGAGGCAUUUGUACGACGAAGAAUUACUGAAACUUCCUCAAGUCUUCAAAUGCCAUCUAGGAUACGUACAAUGUCUAGAUUUUAACAUUCCCCUCCACACCCCUCCUUCAACC